AGCCAUUUUGGCUCAAGUAGGUUCGUGCGGUCGCGCAUAUUCCGCGGCGGUGCGGCUUCUGCGAGACAUGCAUAGCCCGCGCUACGUCAACGAUGACGACGUCCAGAUGGGGCUCUUGAGGAAGGCGGGGAUGGCGCUCCCCGCCCAGCCUGAUGAUGGCUUUCCAGCGCCACCAUGGUGUCCCGCAUGCAUGAACUGGGAGCUUCUUCUGAGCAUGUACAACUCGCUGUGCCGAUUCAGAGUGAUGUACGCGUUCUGUGUGACCUUGGCCAUGUUGUUCGCCUGCACUCUCGCAGGGUCCAUUCAGCUUGGGUUUGCUUUAGCUGUGGAAUCGUUCGACGACGGCCAGCACAUCAACGACGGUCGAUACAACAUUUCCGUGUUGUUCGUUUACGUAGCAUUGCCAUGUUUAGUUUGGUUUGGUUCCGCAUUGGUCGACCAAGUGCCUGACUUGAUCCUUGACGCUAUGGAGCACCCGCCUUGUCUCCGGCUCCGUGCCACUAUGAUCGAGUUAGGAGCGUCUCACGAAAUGGCAGACAGAUGCGUCAUCUUAGCUUUAGAAGCAUCCCCAGUGGCGGGCGCAAUUAUCACCUAUGUGUAUUCUGUCGUGUCUGCGCGGUGGUACGACCGCAACUUCGACAUCACUUUUGCAUCGUUUGUAUUCGACCAGGGAUUUGGGCUCAACAAUGGCGCAGUCGGUGUUUGCUUGCUUGCAGCGCUGUUGUACGCAUGCGUGAAGGCGCGCUAUCUAUACUUCUCCGCAGUGAACAAGAUAUCCCCGACCAUACCUGUCACCAUGAAGCGGUUGUCAGAAUUCAUGUUGGGGGAGGUCUAUUUUCUCCAUCCUGACCGCCAUGUGAUGCGGGAAGACAGAUAUUCCCAUGAGCGGGUUCUGUCCCAUGUGGAGAAACGCUGGUACUAUACUUACAGCGAAAGAUCGGCGGUCCAGAACCAUCAAAACGUGCAUCGGCCAGAAUUUGGAGCGGCAUGUUGCUUGAUCGCAUUGAUUGGUUUUUUGUAUGGUGGCUUGGCAAGCCAGUACGACUUUGAGGAGAAGUUCGUACCUAAGAGUUGGACGUACAUAGUCAGUUUCCUCGUGAGGAUGGUGUUCUUGAUUGUCAUGACGGUGGGCGUCCGCCAUAUAGUGCCUGGCUUGCUCGGGCCGUUGUUCUACGUGGUGUUGGCCGCUUACAGUUUUUUCAGUUUCUCUUUGAUAGGCGCAGCGCAAUCUCUCGCUCACACAGAGCACGGCCAGGUGCUGCUCUUUGACAAUGUGACAGGGCUCUCCGAGGGCACCUCAGUAUACCAGGCAGACUCUAGGAGGGGCUAUCCUAUCUGCUCGUCGCGAUGGGGGUCUUUGGAAGUUGAAGAGUCCCAACGGCUUUCGGUGUUGGAUCUGUCAACUUUUGCCUACGCCAUGUACACGUGGCGAGACUCAGAGGAGGUGGAUGCGCAAGUGCGGAUGGCGUUUGCCAACACGAGCCUGGGUGAGGUGGUGCUCGAUAAGCCGUUACGGCACAAAUGGACGAUACACCGCUGGGCCAGCUGGGCCAUCCCCAGCUCCAGGACGCGCGUCAUCGCCAUCCGAGGCACGCUCACCUCCUGGGAGGUCGCUGUCGACGUCGAGAUAUACGCGUUGGUGAUGGUAAUGGAGUCCCUCAGUUUCUUCACCCCUGUUCUAAACUUCAUGCCUAAAGAUGGGAUCCGCUGGAUGGUCAACAAGCUGACAUGGACGAGCGAUUUCGAUGGGUCACCAUGGGAUCCGCUAUUUGAGGAGGCCAGGCUUCUGAAGCAGGCAAGUGACGAGGAAGGCUAUGAUCUGGUGAUUACUGGACAUUCGCUCGGAGGUGUAAUUGCAAUGAUUGCUGGUGCGAAGGUUGGAGCUCAAUCGAUAUCAUUCUCACCGCCUGGGGCAUUAUACGUUGAAGGCAGAUUCGGAGUCCACAGCGAUGCCAUCCAGAGGACGAGCACGCUGAUCCAGCCGCAUCGGGACCCCGUGCCGAUGGUGGACGUCCAGAAGGGGAUGGUGCAGAACAUCCGGUGCGACCACGCCGCCCCCGUCUGCCACUCGAUGGCCAUCACGCGGUGCGUGCUGUUCGACGAGUGCGGGGACGCCAGGGGCCGCCGCAUGCAGGACAUCUGCGCAGCCGCCGGCCAGCCGGUCAGCAGCGCGGCCGCGGCCCCGCACUCGGCCACGACCAUUUCCGAAGAGUUCGCGGCCGCUCCCGCGCCCGCGGGCACAGCAAUGGCCACGGCCUCUCCCUUGGCGGCGGCCACGACCACUUCUGACGAGUUCUUCGCUGCGGCGGCCAUGGACGCGGCCACGGGGUAUGGAGGCAACGACGGCCACGGGGUCUGACCGACCGCAGCCGCGGCAGCGACCUGGGCCCCAUCGACGGCCAUCGACCCCGUGCCCGUGGUGUCCUGCAGGCUUCGGCGGCGGCCUGCACUGGUGGAGCGGCUCUGAGCGCCGCGCCCGGACUUGGAGCGACCUGGAGGGAACAGGCAAUCCCCGCCUCCUCUUCUUGCUUCUCCUGCUCGCUGUCUGCUCCCCCUGCUUCUCCCCCUCGUCCUCCACGCAGCGCGGCGCCCUUCGAGUGCCCACUGGCGUGAGCAGGCUCCCCGGACACCGCAUCCUGGAAUUCGCUCCUCUCCCCCCCUUCCGUCGGGUGAGCGGCGCGCUCUGACGGUGGCUACCAGGGCAGGGCGAUCCGCGGGGCCGGUCGGCCACAGAGGGAGCAGCAGCAAGCCUCCUCGUCGCAGUGACAUUGGCACACGUGUGGGUGUGCCCGCGAAUGUGAGCACGCUGAGGCCAAAGGAUUUUGACCGUGGCGCGAAUGACAAAUGCCCCGCCACGGCUGCCCGAGCGUGUUGACGCCCUUGUGCCGCCACAGGGGCCAUGCGAUUAAUUAGCGGACCUGAUGCUUGUGACCUCAGUAGUUAGAGCAUCAAUUAGAAUGCGGCUCAAGUCCGUUUAUGCGUAUUUCAGACAGCCAGACCCCCUUUUCCAGAACAAUGUGACCCCCGCCCAUCUCCUCUCCCCUUCUCUUGCCCUUGCAGGCAGGCUGUGAGGGCGCAUCGCCAGCAGCGCCAGUAUCUUCCACUUCUCCCAGGAGGCCCAUCACGCCCAUCACCAAUCUGGGCGUGAGGAUGACUGUGCUUCGCCGCGGUUCGCGCAUGGCGCCGCACGAGUUGCAGCGUCAGAUGGCGUAGGAAGUCCCGACAAGUCUCUCGAAGGUCUCGGAGGUCCCAGGUCAAUGGGCGAGCGAAACCGC
Prorocentrum cordatum is the source of this 3275-nucleotide messenger RNA. NCBI's taxonomy places the organism in Eukaryota, Dinophyceae, Prorocentrales, Prorocentraceae. The record is from the annotation of a GenBank genome assembly.